This is a messenger RNA of Acanthosepion pharaonis, 858 nucleotides long. The record is from the annotation of a GenBank genome assembly. Lineage: Eukaryota; Metazoa; Mollusca; Cephalopoda; Sepiida; Sepiidae.
AUGUCCUUCGUUUUUUUUUCUUUCUUUCCAUUUUAUUGCUCUCAGUGCCUUUCUUUCUUUCUUUCUUUAUUUCUUUCUUUUAUUUUCCAUCUAAUCCACUCACAUGUUGUUCAUGUCCUAUUUUUCUUUCUUUCUUUCUUUCUUUCUUUCUUUCUUUCUUUCUUUCUUUCUUUGUUUUUAUUCUCUUUUCUUAUAGUUUUCUCUUUUUUCUUUCAUUCUUGCCCGCCAAUUUCUUUUCUUUCUUUCUUUCUUUCUUUCUUUCUUUCUUUCUUUCUUUCUUUAAUUCCCCACUUUUUUCUUUUCCCCCCCCCUUUUCCAUGUCCUUCAUGUUUCGUUUCUUUUUUCUUUCUUUCCAUUUUUAUUGCUUUCAGUUCCUUUCUUUCUUUCUUUCUUUCUUCCUUUCUUUCUUUCUUGCUUCCACCUAAUCCCCUCACUUCUCCUCCCUUUUCAUGUCCUUCGUUUCUUUUUUUCUUUCUUUCUUUCCAUUUUUAUUGCUUUCAGUUCCUUUCUUUCUUUCUUUCUUUCUUUCUUUCUUUCUUUCUUUCUUUCUUUCUUUCUUGCUUCCACCUAAUCCCCUCUUCUCCUCCCUUUUCAUGUCCUUCGUUUCUUUUUUUCUUUUUUUCUUUCUUUCCAUUUUUAUUGCUCCCAGUUUCUUUCUUUCUUUCUUUCUUUCUUUCUUUCUUUCUUUCUUUUGUUCAUCUUCUCCUUUUCGAAGUGAAUCCAUUUUUCUUCUUUUCUUUAUAUUAUUAUUAUUAUUAUUAUUAUUAUUAUUCUUAUUCUACCCCUACUCCCGCCUCUAUUCUUAUUGUAUCUCUUGUGAACCAGUUGAUCCACCACGAAUUCUUAGUGGGGGAUUAA